GAGGAAAAGACGUCACACUGCCAUUCGCGCUUUUAGUCAUUUUACUACUUUUAAUAUUAUUCUGUAAAUUAGUGUAAAUUUAUCUAUUGCAUAUUUAUUGUUUAUUACAUUAAUAAACUAGUUCCACAAUUUUGGGUAUUUGAUUAACAAGAACACUGAAGAGUAUUUUAAUAUCUGAAGUAAAUGAUCACAGAUUUUCUAAAACGCUAGUUCCGGCGCGAUGCGCCCUCUUGUGACUUGCUGACAUAAUCAAAAUUGUCUUGUGGUGGGCAGUGCAAAGAUUGGUCGCGCGCGCCAAUUUGCGUGGAAUUCUCUGUGAAAUAAUACCAAUUUGUGAAUUUAUAAAACACAGACAUGGCUCCCCCAUAUUAUGCUGACCUUGGAAAGAAGGCCAAUGAUGUCUUCAGCAAGGGCUAUCACUUUGGUGUUUUCAAACUCGACCUGAAGACCAAGAGCGAGUCUGGUGUUGAAUUCACCAGCGGAAUCACCUCCAACCAGGAAAGCGGAAAGGUUUUUGGCAGCCUUUCCUCCAAAUUUGCAGUGAAAGACUAUGGCUUGACUUUCACAGAGAAGUGGAACACAGACAAUACAUUAGCUACUGACAUCACAAUCCAGGACAAGAUUGCUGCUGGCCUUAAAGUCACCCUUGAAGGCACUUUUGCCCCACAGACUGGAACUAAAACUGGAAAAUUGAAGACCUCAUUCACCAAUGACACAGUAGCAGUGAACACUAACUUGGAUCUGGACUUGGCCGGUCCAGUUGUAGACGUUGCAGCAGUACUAAACUACCAGGGUUGGCUGGCUGGUGUACACACCCAGUUUGAUACACAAAAAGCAAAGUUCUCCAAGAACAACUUUGCUCUAGGUUACCAAUCUGGUGACUUUGCUCUCCACACAAACGUAGACAAUGGUAAAGAUUUCGGCGGUUCAAUCUACCAGAAGGUAUCUGACAAGCUGGACUGCGGCGUCAGCAUGAAGUGGACGGCGGGUUCGGCCGACACAUUAUUCGGAGUUGGAGCGAAGUACGCGCUGGACCAAGACGCGUCUCUGCACGCCAAGAUCAACAACAAGUCCCUCAUCGGUCUUGGUUACCAACAGAAACUACGCCCAGGUCAAUAUUCUUCUAUACUAAUGAAAUAUAAUACUAUAAAUCUACAGCUGUUUUUACGGAUGUUCCGUUAUAACCACUGGACCAUGCAUCCGAUUGACUUGAAACUUGGUAUCCAUGUAGAAAAUGUACUUAAUGGAUAGGGUAAUAUUUAUAUGAAUGUUGGACUUCCUACACCAGUUGCGGGGGACGUUAAUGAUGAGAAUCUUUGUGGGAGUGAGAAAUAAUAAUGUUAAUUUAAAUACCCAGCAAAGCGAAGAGGUACAGCUAGUUAUCUUAUAUGUACAAUCAUUAGGUUUCCGAAAGUUUCAUAUAAUAGUCCUAUGAUAAAAAAUAAUCUGUAAUUUGCAUUUUUACAUUGAAAGUGUUUAUUUUGUGCAAAACUCCAUAAAUGACAAGAUAACAAAGUAGAAUCUCAUGACAUUCGGCCCAUUUUACGUAACUGUUUUAUCAACUCAUCAAUCAUGCUCAGACAGAAAAUAACCUGGACUUACGCAGAUCACGCAUUGCUCUAUUUUUUUAAGGCACGAUUGUCUUAUCUCUUAUCGGAAUGUCUUCCGAUCUGUGAAGAUUUUACGUAAGUUUGUGAACGCGUAACACGAUUAUCUCGUUCUCGUGAUAUUUUUUUUCAAUAACAUUUCAUUUUUUGUAAAUUGGAAAGUCAUUAUGAAGUGAUUUAUGAGGCAAUUAAUUGCAUAUUUAAUAUUCAUAGUACAUGUUAUUUACAGGCGUAACCCUUACAUUGUCUGCUGCCAUCGAUGGACAGAACUUCAAUGCAGGUGGCCACAAGGUUGGCGUUGCCCUCGAACUCGAGCCCUAGAAAAUAUAACCAAACCUACUCUUGUAGAUAAAUACAUACUGUUGUCACAACCAAACAGCGUGUAUAGAGAAUCAAUCAGUAUCGUAGAAAUUACGUGUAUAGUGCCCGGAGCGUUCAAAACGCAAUAUUCCUUUCCUGCUUUCCUAAGAAUGCUGUGAGACUAUUUCAUUAGCUUUUCCUAAAUGUUUGUAAACAAUUCGCGUCAAAAUAUAGUCUCACUCGACUUUUAAUUAAUAAAUCUUGUAAAUAAGCACCUGUGGUGUGAUAUAUAAUUGAUUGAAUGAUAAUAAAAAUGAAUAGUCUGUUUUAAUCAACAAAA
Messenger RNA from Bombyx mori (domestic silkworm), 2247 nucleotides. RefSeq names its product voltage-dependent anion-selective channel. Gene Ontology annotation, biological process: monoatomic anion transmembrane transport. The record is from RefSeq and is a predicted model, not a curated record. Gene Ontology annotation, cellular component: mitochondrial outer membrane. Bases 355 to 1251 code for a protein of 298 amino acids. Gene Ontology annotation, molecular function: voltage-gated monoatomic anion channel activity. The transcript has 5 exons. Lineage: Eukaryota; Metazoa; Arthropoda; Insecta; Lepidoptera; Bombycidae.